GCAGCGUGUGGCGGUCUUACUCCCUGUAAGGGGGGGAGGAAAGAGGAAAAGGAGGAAGCAAGAUGGCGGAGGCUUCCCCGCAGCCGGGACGGUAUUUUUGCCACUGCUGCUCGGCCGAGAUCGCGCCGCGCUUACCGGAUUACAUUUGCCCAAGGUGCGAAUCUGGUUUUAUUGAAGAGCUGCCUGAGGAACCAAGAAAUGUUGAAAAUGGAUCCAGCUCUUCAGCCUCGACCAGUGACCAGAGCAGACAUCCGUUUGAGAAUGUGGAUCAGCCCCUCUUCACCCUCCCACAGGGCUACGGUCAGUUUGCCUUUGGGAUAAUUGACGACAGUUUUGAGUUCCCAGCCUUUGGAUCCAACACACAAUCAGAAGAUAACCGUGAUGCUGAGAACAGGCGGGAGAGGGAGCAUCAGUCUCGGCACCGAUAUGGAGCCAGGCAACCCCGGGCUCGUUUCACUGCACGGCGGGCAGCUGGGAGGCACGAGGGAGUCCCCACACUAGAAGGAAUCAUCCAGCAGCUGGUCAAUGGGAUUAUAGCACCAACCACGAUACCAAACCUUGGAGUAGGACCUUGGGGAGUCUUGCAUUCAAAUCCCAUGGACUACGCUUGGGGCGCCAACGGCUUGGAUGCCAUUAUUACUCAGCUCCUGAAUCAGUUUGAAAACACCGGCCCGCCUCCUGCGGACAAGGAGAAGAUUCAGGCCCUCCCAACAAUUCAUAUAACAGAGGAGCACGUUGGUUCGGGGCUAGAAUGCCCCGUCUGUAAGGAAGAUUAUGAAGCUGGCGAGAGCGUGCGACAGUUACCUUGUAAUCACCUCUUCCAUGAUGGCUGCAUAGUCCCCUGGCUGGAACAGCAUGACACCUGCCCAGUGUGUCGGAAAAGUUUAAGUGGGCAGAACACAGCCACGAACCCGCCUGGACUCUCCGCAAUGAAUUUUGCCUCCUCCUCGUCAUCCUCCUCCUCCUCCCCUUUCUCCAGAUCACCAAGUGACGAAAAAUACUCAAACAACUCAUGCAUAUUUAAAAAAAAGAAAAAAAAAAAAAUGUUGCCACUCUCAUGCUCUUUUCUAAUGUCAUAG
Molecule: messenger RNA, 1079 nt
Organism: Python bivittatus (Burmese python)
Lineage: Eukaryota; Metazoa; Chordata; Lepidosauria; Squamata; Pythonidae
Gene: RNF126
Product: ring finger protein 126
Biological process (GO): protein ubiquitination
Cellular component (GO): cytoplasm
Molecular function (GO): ubiquitin protein ligase activity
Source: RefSeq, a predicted model, not a curated record